CAUCCGGGCUCGUGCUACGUACCGGUCCAGCACGACGCUAACAACUGACACAGACUUCGGCAACCCUCGUUUCUCUAAUUGAAAGGGGGGAUCCAUCGAGGCUUAUCAGUGUGUACAUUUCAUUGUGUACAUAUAUGCAAACGCACAUGUGCAUAUAGUUUCGUAUCCCCUGGUUAUUAAUUUGGCUGCAUCUACAUCUGUGUGAUUGUGCUGCGUGCUUAUGUCAAAAAGUUGAGGUUGAGAAGGUGUUGUUAUUUGUUAUUUAUGUUUGUGUCAUCGGCAGUCAUUGCUGUAUCACUACGCCGGUGAUAAAUAGUCAAGGAUUGAAGAGAUGAUAGUAAUAAAUAACAGCGGAGAUCUCAAUACGAUAAUAAACUGACGAGUAUGAAAAUACAAAAAGGCUGAUUUUGGUGUCUCGAUACGUUGCUCGUUGUUCUGAAGUGAAAUCGGGAUGAAGAUUAACGAUGCCAUCGAGAUGUCCUCCUAGUUAUGUUCAUCAAACCGGUACGCAGUGAUGCGACUCACGAAUCGAAGUUUUCUCUAACUUCUUAACUUUUUUAUCAUAUCAAUGUUUAUAUCAAUGUGCGUAGUUUAGACGAGGAAGGUAGGAUCAUUGUACAAGUGCAAUGAGCGCAUACGAAUGUGUCAUUAGCAAGAAAAGUUGUUUGGAAAAUGUAGCCGUCGUAACAGAAUAUAUUUCGACGAAAUUAUAAUAAGGCAAAAGUAGUGCAGCAACGUAAACGCCUAUCAAAUGCUUAUUUCGCAAUACAAAUUCGCAAUAUUACCAUAAGUUCGAUAGGCGAACAGAAAGAAAGAGAGACAUGAGAAGUGACAGUGCCUGUGAUCUAAAGGGAAGAUUGUGAGGGACCAAAGAAAAGUGCAAGAGGCCGUAAAGGACGACGCGACGUCUCCCGGCUUCUUUCCUGGCGUCCGUCAAAAAUUCAACCGCCACCCUUGCAGGUGCCGCUGGUGGUGCCGUCGCCGGCGGCGCUACACCGGGCGCAUCGUCGUCCACGUCCACGUCGUCCAGUAAUAACCUCGGCGGUAAUCAGCACGCGCAAGCAGCCACCCUGAUGGGAGUUUAUGAGGAACGUGCCCCUCCUACCACCGGCAUGCACUGGCCGGGGAACUCACAGGAGCGCGGUAGCGGUUUAACACUAGGAUGCCAAGGUGGUCCUGGUAUCGGUGGCAGUGCAGGGGUGGUGGUUGGUGCGUUGGUUGUGGGCACGGGCGGUUCGGAUCAAACACGUGACCUGAGCCCAUGCCUGCCAGCAUCGAUGGGCGAUGCUGCCCGACCAACAACCUUGCCAUCUAGUCCUACGCCACCCCAACAGCAACAGCCACAGCAGCAUCACCAUCAUCACCAUCAUAAUCAGCAACAGCAUCCUUGCAGUCAACCGGGUCACACGAGUCUGCACCAGACGCAUUGCGGCACCAACAAUAAUUGCUACAGCGUUGGCUCAACUUCUUAUGACUCGAGGGACUAUGGAUCUCCGGGAGACACGACUGAGUAUCGCAGCAACUACGAGCAUCCUAAUGAUCUUAGCAUACCACCUCAAACAACGCCUCACCACAAUCACCAUCAUCAUCAUCAUCACCAUCACCAUCAUCACCAUCAGCAGCACCAGCAAACCAUCCUCCAUCAGUCACAGGUCCAGCAGGCAUCAACCGAUCAACAACAACAGCAACAACAGGGAUCCGAACAUAGUGUUAUGCAUGCAAUACCAAAAUUGGAGCCUCCGUCGACGCCGCCUUCCCAUCAAGAUCAUGAUCACGGUCCAGCAGUAGUCUGUGCUGGCUGUGGACUAAGAAUAUCUGAUCGCUUCUACCUGCAAGCGGUGGACAGGCGAUGGCACAUCUCCUGUCUGCAGUGCUCACACUGUCGGCAAGGACUCGAUGGCGAGGUCACCUGCUUUAGCAGGGACGGCAACAUCUACUGCAAAAAAGAUUAUUACCGGAUGUUUGGCAGUAUGAAGCGAUGUGCGCGCUGUCAAGCUGCGAUCCUAUCCUCGGAAUUGGUAAUGCGCGCCCGUGAGCUCGUUUUCCACGUCCGUUGUUUCUCAUGUGCAGCAUGUUCGGUUCCUCUUACCAAGGGCGAUCAUUUUGGAAUGCGCGACGGCACUGUACUAUGCCGCAUGCAUUACGAAAUGGGUGCCGAGUUGCAUCCAUCUCAGAGUCCUCCAGUACCAGUUUAUCCCCCGGGGCCACAUUAUCCAGGACAGAGUUUCCCUUCGUCCGAAUUUUUACAUGCUCACCAUCCGCACCACCUUCAUCAUCACUCGCACAUCCAUCGGCCAAUCCAUCCGAAACAGCAGCAGCAGCAACAACAACAGAGCCCAGUGUCGUUACAACCUGCCACACCAUCGGGCGUCAUAUCGGAUCACACCGGUGGCAUUGGUGCCGCUGCUGGAUCUCCACCGAAGAUGCCGUACUUUAAUGGUGCCUCGCCAGUCAUAGCUGCAACAGCAGUGGCAGUUAGUGCAGCAGUCGCAAAUGUGCCGGCACCCAGGCAAAAAGGACGGCCUAGAAAGAGAAAACCUAAGGAUCUUGAGGCUAUGACCGCCAGCCUUGAUUUAAAUGCAGACUACAUCGAUAUGCCGUUCGGCAGGGGUGGUCCUGGUACUCCCGGUAUGCCGGGCACAAAUAGCCGCACAAAACGCAUGCGUACUAGUUUCAAACAUCAUCAACUUAGAACGAUGAAAAGUUAUUUCGCAAUCAAUCACAAUCCCGAUGCUAAAGAUCUCAAGCAGCUUUCGCAAAAAACUGGAUUGCCAAAAAGGGUGCUACAAGUAUGGUUCCAAAAUGCCCGGGCUAAAUGGCGACGAAUGGUGUUGAAGCAGGAGGGCAAGUCAGACAAAUGUGGUGGCGGGUCACUAGGACCCGGCGGCGUUGACUCGGGCAGCCUGAGCGAGCUGGAAUUGUAUGGGAGUAGCGCCGGAAGCGGCGGAGCACCGAUGAGUCCACCGUUCGUCCUUGCAGGACCUCACAGUCCCGCCUCCCUCGGCUCGCUCGACUGCGCGUGAUCAACCAGUGACGGACUUCCGAGUCUAUGUGACUCUAUUCGCAGAAGCUACUGUUGACCGACUAAAGAGGAACAUGACAAUGAUGUCUACUUUUGUAAUGCCACAUGCAUCUAGCAGAGAGGUUGAAAAUAUAUUAUUUUCUUUCUU
Ceratosolen solmsi marchali is the source of this 3170-nucleotide messenger RNA. RefSeq names its product protein apterous-like. The transcript is spliced from 7 exons. Gene Ontology annotation, molecular function: DNA-binding transcription factor activity, RNA polymerase II-specific; RNA polymerase II transcription regulatory region sequence-specific DNA binding. Gene Ontology annotation, cellular component: nucleus. Lineage: Eukaryota; Metazoa; Arthropoda; Insecta; Hymenoptera; Agaonidae. Gene Ontology annotation, biological process: neuron differentiation; regulation of transcription by RNA polymerase II. Bases 1074 to 3023 code for a protein of 649 amino acids. The record is from RefSeq and is a predicted model, not a curated record.